Messenger RNA from Aspergillus alliaceus, 372 nucleotides. RefSeq names its product ubiquinol--cytochrome-c reductase subunit 7. The coding region runs from base 1 to 372 and encodes 123 amino acids. Lineage: Eukaryota; Fungi; Ascomycota; Eurotiomycetes; Eurotiales; Aspergillaceae. The transcript has 4 exons. Gene Ontology annotation, biological process: mitochondrial electron transport, ubiquinol to cytochrome c. The record is from RefSeq and is a predicted model, not a curated record.
AUGUCCGCUCCUUCUCUCACCAACUACAUCGUCAAGCGCCCUUGGCUCAAGCGCUGGAUGAUGCCAAUUGCCAAUUGGUACACCGACGCCUCCGGCUACAGAAGACUCGGGUUGAAGUUCGAUGACCUGAUCCCCGAGGAGAGCGAAGUUGUCCAGACAGCCAUCAAGCGCCUGCCUCCUAAGGAGGCUUAUGACCGCGUCUUCCGUAUCCGCAGAGCUUUCCAGUGUUCCGUUUCUCAUACCCUCCUCCCUGCUGCUGAGCAGACCAAGCCCGAAGAGGAUGUCGAAUACCUGAGCCCCAUCAUCCGCGAGAUCGAGAAGGAGAACAAGGAGCGUGCGGACCUCGACUCCCUUGUAGUCAAGCGCCGGUAA